CGUUACGGAAAGUGAGUUGAUUGAGAACGCGACCACAAUUAGAGACCGGUCUUACACUAGCACAAGUCGCCGCCACCUCAAAAAGACGUCUCUGUUCUAGUUUUUCUGAGAUCGAGAGAAGUCCCUAUUCGUUUCGCGCACACAGACACACCGUAGAGGCUAGAGCCAGCGAGCGAGAUGGGUGGAGCCCAGAUUAUGAAGAGAAUACCGCGCAUCAAAUUUCCUCAAAGACGCCCUAAACCCUCGGAUUCUGCAUCCCAGACUCAAACAACUUCUACACCUGGUGAUGCUGGUCAAACUUUCUUCUUUGGUUCAAAAGUCUCAACAACUGUUGGAGGGAAAGCUUCUCUUCAGCCCAAACGAACACCAGUGUCCAAUGAGGAGAUUGAGACUAUAUUGUUGGGUGGCUGCUUCUGAUAUUUUGAUGGAGCUUUGAGAAGGGAUGACGAGGCGGACAUUUCUCCACCAUUCUUUAGUUUUGAAAUACUCAAAAGUUCACUUUCUACAGAUUGUUGCAGAUUUUAAAGGAACAAUGUCGUAAUUAACAAAUUAAAUACAGCGCACACAUAAACACAGCCGUGAAUUUAAAAGCUGUGCUUGAGAUACUAUACUCUCUGCUUUUGUCUUAUUGAACACCGUUGAAAGGAAGUGUUUACAGAUGAAGUUACGCUGCC
Molecule: messenger RNA, 674 nt
Organism: Juglans regia (Persian walnut)
Lineage: Eukaryota; Viridiplantae; Streptophyta; Magnoliopsida; Fagales; Juglandaceae
Exons: 3
Coding region: 178-417 (79 amino acids)
Source: RefSeq, a predicted model, not a curated record